GGCCCAGCCUCUUUUGCAACUUUCCCAAGUCUGUGCAUGAGAGGGAGAGGAGGAAAACUCAGAAGGAAGUGGCUUGGCCUCAACAAACUCUUAUUUGCUUCCAAAGCCAUUUUCUUCUGACCGGGCUGAGACUGUUGAUCUAAGAGGAGACACCCCAGACUCAGAAAAAACUCCUGCCUGACUCCGGAGGCCGGAGGCCGAUGCUAAGCAGCCACAGCUGUUUUGAAGCCCCUCCAUGAAUCCCCGGAAGAAGGUGGAUUUGAAACUCAUCAUCAUCGGAGCCCUGGGUGUAGGAAAGACCUCCCUCCUCCACCGCUAUGUGCACAAGACGUUUUAUGAGGACUACCAGACCACGCUGGGGGCCAGUAUCCUCUCCAAGAUUAUCAUGUUGGAUGAUACCACUCUGAAGCUACAGAUCUGGGACACAGGCGGACAGGAGCGCUUCCGCUCCAUGGUGUCCACGUUCUACAAAGGCUCCGAUGGCUGCAUCCUGGCUUUUGAUGUCACUGAUCUGGAGUCCUUUGAAGCUCUGGAUACCUGGCGGGGUGAUGUUCUGGCCAAAAUCAUUCCGGUGGAGCAGUCCUAUCCCAUGGUGGUGCUGGGGAACAAGAUUGAUCUGGAAGACCGGCAGGUACCACAGGAGGUGGCCCAGGGCUGGUGUAAAGAGAAGAACAUCCCCUACUUUGAAGUCAGUGCCAAGAACGACAUCAACGUGGUGCAAGCCUUUGAGAUGCUGGCCGGCCGAGCUCUGUCAAGGUAUCGGAACAUCCUGGAGAAUUACCUCACAGACUCCAUCAAGCUCUCACCAGAAGACCAGUCCAGGAGCAGAUGCUGCUGACCUUCCAGACUCCCUCUCGUGGCAGCCAGAGACACAGCCUGCCUGGGCCUGCUCCUCCGGGGCUCCCACCAGCCCCACCACCUGCCCAGGCUUGGCCGGGCAGCCCAGGCCCCAUGGCAGAGCCCUGAUCCCCUCGUGUCCCUGCUGGGCCCAGAAUCAGAGGGCAGCCCCUCCCUGGGGCUGAGUGCAGUGAGCCAGGGGCUGCAUCCUCAGGGGUCCUGAUGGAACUCAGAAUGUCACAGCCGAAUUCCGGCCUGGAGCACACACAAUUCCCUCACUGGCAGCUCUCCUGCCACCCUCCCUCCCCAAGCACACUCCUGCUCCGGAACACUCAUCUCUGCAGACAGACAGGCCACUGCCUCUGCAGCACUGUGCACUGGCCUUCCUGGCCCAUGCCGCCGCUCAGCACAGCUCUGGACUAGGGCACAGCCCAGCCUCCCUCGGUAAUCGGGGCCAGGAAGUGAGGGUCGAGCCCCGGAACAGCCUUCUGCCCUCCAGAGCAAGGACUCGGGAGUCCAGGAAAAGCCACCAGGGCCUGGCUAGGUCCUCCUCACUCAGGCCACGCCCAUAAAUCUAACAAACGGGGUGGCAUAUGCCCUGCCCACACCAGGGUGUGAUUUGAAGACCAGAAACUCUCUGCAUAAAUCUCAGUUAUUUUUGUUGACAUGCAUUUAUUUAUUCCUUCAACAAGUAUUUUUGAGUAGAAGUACUGAGGUCCAGCGACAAACGAAACAGACAAGGACCCUGUUUCCCUGGCCCCUGCAUUAUGUUUAGGGAGAGAAGAACCGACACAGAAUUUACACGAAUAUUUUCAGAUAGCAAGAAAGUGCCUGAACAAAGUGAAACAAGACAGGGAGGGCAGGGGCUGGGGUUGGGUGCUGCAGGUAACAUUUGGCCUGAGGGCUAGAGAAUGAGCAACAAGCUGCCACCUCAGAUCUGGAAGAAGAACAUUCCAGGGAUAGAGAGUAGCAAGGGCCAGGCCCCAAGCCCAGGAUAAGCUUGCUGUGUUCCAGGAAGAGUGAAAGGACAUUCACUUACCUGAGCGCUCAAAGCGGCUGCCCCUGCGACAGCGGAGGGGAACGCCCCCUCCCGGGUGGCUCCUUGAUCCUCUGCUAACUGGCCACCAGAGGGCAGCAGUGCUCUUCUUGGUUGGGGUAAGUGGACCGCAGGCGCUCCAAGGACCCUGAAGAGCUGGCCCUGGGUAGAUUAGCUCUUCAAACUGUGUGGGGGAGAAUCCCAAUUUCUUAAGCUUACUAAGAAAUGAGCAAAAACUGCAACAUCAGUGAUUCAAACAAGAAACCCACAUCUGUGACAAAUACUAGAAUGAGGGGCCUGGAGAACUCAUGGAUUCUCUGUCCCUACAAACUCUAAAGCCAUUAUCUUCUGGGUACAGACAGCAUAGACAGAGCUCAUUCUGGUGUGGGGAGUGGACAAGAUGACCUUCUCCUGGCCACAGAAGUCUCCUUCCUGAGCUCCAGGCGAGCUGGGGAUGUCAGUCUAUGGCUUCUGUGUGUCACCUGACUCUAAAGAUACAGACUACAGACCUAGAGGUAGCAGAGGGGGAGGGGGAUGACCAGGGAGGGAAUGGGGGACCCCUUCUCCCCCUCCCAACUGCGGAGCAAAAACUGGCUUGUCCUGGGCAGCAGCGUGGGCCUGGCAGGGGAACGGGCGGCCUGGAGCACAGCCCUGUCUCUGUGUCUUCGUGGGCGGCGUUCUGCACAUCACUCAGCUCUGCUGGGAGUCGGUGGGACGGUGGGUCAGACGGGCGGAGUGUGGGUGUGCACGCAGCAGCUUGUGCACUGCGGUGGACCUGGGGACCGUUUCCAAGUGUGUACAAUAAAUAAUACAUGUGUUCUUUGUUUUUA
Messenger RNA from Phyllostomus discolor (pale spear-nosed bat), 2703 nucleotides. It is a transcript of the gene RAB7B, whose product is annotated as RAB7B, member RAS oncogene family. The coding region runs from base 236 to 838 and encodes 200 amino acids. The record is from RefSeq and is a predicted model, not a curated record. The transcript has 6 exons. Gene Ontology annotation, cellular component: lysosome; phagocytic vesicle; late endosome. NCBI's taxonomy places the organism in Eukaryota, Metazoa, Chordata, Mammalia, Chiroptera, Phyllostomidae. Gene Ontology annotation, molecular function: GTP binding; GTPase activity. Gene Ontology annotation, biological process: endosome to lysosome transport; phagosome-lysosome fusion.